AUGCAUCCGCCACAAAAUGUCUGCGACGACAAAGAAGCAUGUGGCUUUGCCACCGCCGAGGGCCUUCAAGGAUGCCAUGAGUGUGCUCAGAAAUGCGAAGACGCUUGCACCAUAUCCUCCGAGCUCACCUCCCAAUGCACCGACCAGUGUGUCGUCAUCGCCUGCAACGACGCGCAUCACAGCAAGUACGUGUGUGAGGAUGCAUGCGACCAGUUUAUCGAAGACUUGCCGUGCGGGAAGGAGUGCUCCGGAGACCUCGAGUGCGCCGCUAUCAUUGACAGCUUCUUAAAUAGCCAGUGCUGCACAGACUACUCGUGCCACCCCGCCGACUGCUGCCCCGACCCCUCCGAGAUCGGGCGAUCGGAUUUCCUCUUGCCUGGCUCCAACUUCAACUCUUACUUCGCUGGCGCCUUACAUCCGCAAAUGCAGCGGGUUCAGCAUUUCCCCAACGUCUCCACUUUCCCGCCGUUGGACUCGACCUCAUCAACACCACAGUUGGUUCCGACCCAGGUCGUUGAUCCUUCUCCCUCCCAAUUUACCCAACCUCACCUGUCGCAGGGUAUAUCCUCCCCCAAUUUUACGGGCUUGCCGCCUCCCGUCAGCCUUGACACCCCCCCUCACCAGGAAGCGUGCAAAUGGGCGGGAUGUAACGCCGUCUUUCGCUCGAUGUCGGAGCUCGUCGGGCAUGUCAACCUCGAACACUUGCGAAGCGCCCCAUCAGCGCCGUUGUCCUCACAGACAUCGAGCACCUCGCCAGCGAAUGGGGAAUCGGUGUUCGGCUCCUGCUUAGACGGCCACCAAGGAUGUAAUCACCCAUUCUUCGAUGGCCCGUCGUGCAUGUGGGGCGAUUGUAAUCUUUUCCCCAACGGUCAGCCUGCGCCGGGCCCGUCGAACGGCGACGAGCUUGCUCUGGUCGAGGCGCUUUCCAAUCACCUCAUGCGCGACCACCUCGGCAUCUCGAAGCGGCAGCUCUGUCCCAUCGAAGACUUGUUCACGCACGGGGUACUGGAGCCGAGCGCAACCCCCUCUCCCAUCUCCGCGCACAGUCCGUCGUCGAGCACGCUGAAGUCGACCCUCGGCACCGCGCCUCUGUCGCCUUCCCCCGAGCACGACUGUGCGUCGUCGGCGUCACAUCCAUGCCGGUGGAAGGACUGUGGGCAAAACUUCGUGACGUGCGAGGACCUCACGGACCAUAUCGCUGCGGUGCACGUUGGUGGCGGCCGGGCCCAUUACGACUGCCAUUGGGAAGGCUGUUCGCGCAAUGGCGACCACGGGUUUGCGAGCAAGCAGAAAAUAUCGAGGCAUAUGCAGAGUCAUACCGGCCAUCGACCGUUCCAAUGCAACGUCUGCCAGCAAAACUUCUCAGAGGCGGCGACUCUGGCCCAGCAUAUGCGCCGGCAUACGCAAGAGAAGCCGUAUUCAUGCGAUUUUCCAGGUUGCGGCAAGGCGUUCGCAAUUGCCGGCGCACUGACCAUCCACAAGAGGACUCACAACGGCAGCAAGCCGUUCAAGUGUUCUUACUGUGACCGCGCCUUCUCCGAGUCAUCCAACCUGUCGAAGCAUCUUCGAACCCACACAGGCGCGAAGCCGUAUACGUGCGCGGAUCCUAGCUGUAACAAGUCUUUCGCACGACCCGAUCAGCUCGCGCGACAUAGCAACAUUCACAAGCGAAAGCCUGCAGCGGAUAGGGCUGCCUCGGCUGAGCUGGUUCCGAGCUAG
Molecule: messenger RNA, 1719 nt
Organism: Epithele typhae
Lineage: Eukaryota; Fungi; Basidiomycota; Agaricomycetes; Polyporales; Epitheliaceae
Exons: 6
Coding region: 1-1719 (572 amino acids)
Biological process (GO): regulation of transcription by RNA polymerase II
Cellular component (GO): nucleus
Molecular function (GO): RNA polymerase II cis-regulatory region sequence-specific DNA binding; DNA-binding transcription factor activity, RNA polymerase II-specific
Source: RefSeq, a predicted model, not a curated record